Messenger RNA from Amphibalanus amphitrite, 1567 nucleotides. RefSeq names its product protein FAM207A-like. Gene Ontology annotation, cellular component: preribosome, small subunit precursor; 90S preribosome; nucleolus. Bases 174 to 836 code for a protein of 220 amino acids. The transcript is spliced from 4 exons. The record is from RefSeq and is a predicted model, not a curated record. Gene Ontology annotation, biological process: maturation of SSU-rRNA from tricistronic rRNA transcript (SSU-rRNA, 5.8S rRNA, LSU-rRNA). NCBI's taxonomy places the organism in Eukaryota, Metazoa, Arthropoda, Thecostraca, Balanomorpha, Balanidae.
GCUUGCAUGCUUGCUUGCAUGUAUCAAUGUAUAUUGGUAAUUGUAUGUGCUUGUAUGGAUAUAUAACCAAUAUAAUAAUGUAAUGUGAUUUUUUGUCAUUUACAGUACAACAAAAUAGAUUUUGCUUGUAAGCAGUUAGCGCAUUGAAGGAUAGAAGAGCACAACAUAACACCAUGGGUAAAGCUCGCCGCGCCCGUCAGAAGCUGCACUUGCCGGCGUCCGGCGUGCCGCGCCGCCCGGAGCCCGAUGCCGAGGCGGUGCCUGAGGCUGUUCCGGUGGCCGCCCCGCCGCCCCCGAGCGGCGCCAGUCCGUUCGCCGGUCUGCAGAUUCCUCCGGAGGCGCUGCGCCAGAGGCUGCCCGACUUUGACGCGCGCUCGGUGCGCAGCGAGACGGCACGCUCCGUGCGCAGCACAAAGUCCACCGUGCGCGGACAGGCGGCCAUGAAGAAAAAGGACAAACGGAAAGUGCGCCGCGAGGCCUUCAUGCAGAAGUUGGACUCAGUGAUGGAGUCUCUGCGCAGCGCGCGCGCGGCCAAGCGGCGCCGCGCCACGGCCGUGGUGGGGGACAUGCGGCCACUCGCCGACGCGCUGCCCGACCCGGUGCUACUGGAGAAGGAGCGAGCCGCCAAAAAGGCAGCCGCCCGGCAGCGUCGGCAGCCCAGCCAGAAGCGGCGCGGCAUGCCCAAACAGAAGGCCCUCCACAAACAAUACCUGUCGGACAUCGCCCAGUUUCAGCGGGUACUGGAGCACCCCAUCUACCAGGAGGACCCCGAGGGCAUUGUCUCGGAGCACGUGCAGCAGUGGGUGCUCAAGGACGCAGAGGGUAUGGAGGUGUAGCGGCUGUGGUGUGAUACAGCGCGCUCCAACUGUGUACCGACUCAUGCAUGCGUGGCGAGAUGCGCUUUGUGUCGAGGCGUCGCAGUGUGGACACGGGUUGGGAGGACUGUUACGUGUUUUGGUGAGUGUGGAAGACGUUUCACCAGGCCCAUCAGGAUGAGCCGGAGUUUCUUAUUUGUGUUGUCUCGGUGCAACAGUGUUGGGACAUAUCGUUCCAGCCGUAAUUGAUAACAUUUCGGAUGCUCGAGUUAUACCCAGCGGCCCAGUUCAUCGGCCUCAGUGGGUUUAUGAGUGGAACAAGCAGUACCUGUGUAUCAGCCAGGCUAGUAAGCUGACCCGGGGUUAGCGUCCCUUGCCUCUGAAUGUUACCAGCCAUGUGAUGAGCACCAACCAGGCUCUCUGGCCAUCAUUAGGGUUGGGUGGAGCUAAUAGCGGAACGUGUUCCUUGGGAUGUGCUACAACGUGGUAAUCCUGAACAUGCAGUUUGCAUUGCCUGAUUUAUGUUGUCAAAGCUGAAUGACUAAGAGGGACGCCGUACGCCUUUUUUUUUUACCCCGGGGCGGGGCAGAUGGGUGCUGUGCUGGAUAAACGGAUUCCGAACCUUUUUGCGACCCAAGGAAGGACGCGGGUCUCUAGGGAUUGCCUCAGUGGGAUGCUGCUGGGGUGCGGGUCUGCACCACGUCCGUUUACUUUUGAAGAGGUGUCGUAAAAUACAACUGGUUCAUGUGACA